This is a messenger RNA of Branchiostoma belcheri (Belcher's lancelet), 2452 nucleotides long. Its product is annotated as kelch-like protein 26. The record is from RefSeq and is a predicted model, not a curated record. Gene Ontology annotation, molecular function: protein binding. The transcript is spliced from 3 exons. Bases 1 to 2193 code for a protein of 730 amino acids. NCBI's taxonomy places the organism in Eukaryota, Metazoa, Chordata, Leptocardii, Amphioxiformes, Branchiostomatidae.
AUGUCUACAUCCCCACGUUUAAACCACUGUUCCCACAGUGCGUGGCUCUUCGACCAGUUGUACACCUUCCGGAGCCGAGGCUUCCAGUGCGACUCUACAGUAGUGACGGAGGACGGGAUGAGGUUCGACGUCCACAAGGUGGUGCUGGCGUCGUGCAGCGCCUGGUUCCUGGGCAGGUUCUGUCUGGUGACGGAGCGGGAAACCUCCGUCCCCGUGCCCUGGUCCUACUUCGCCGUGGUGCUGGAGUACGCCUACGCCAGGCAGUUCGCGGUUCCCGAGGCGCAGAGGCAGGGGAUCGUCGAGGUGGCGAAGACGCUGAGAAUGAGAGAGCUUCUCCAGCUUCUCGAGCAGGGUCAAGGCGACGCCAGCGUGCAUCAACAAGACCAACUGUUCCUCGUCUCCCGCACGAGUGACGACGCUCUAAAGUCACUCCGAGUGCUUUUUGAGGCAGGUGCACUGUGUGACAUCAUGCUUUAUUCAACCAGUGAGUCGGACAGACUGUGCAUCCCCGUCCACAGAGUCAUCCUGGCCGCCUGCGUCGACUUCUUUGCCAACAAACUGCCGCAGUGUCAAGCCAACGCUUGGGUAGUGAACGGCGUUCCUGACAAACUACUAAAGCCGUUUCUGGCGUACCUGUACACGGGCGAGUUCGAAAUGUUCACCAUGCACGAAUGGAAGGAAGUAGCGCUUUUUGCCACGUACCUCGGCUGUACCACCCUCGUCGGUCUGUGCUGUCGGUUUCUAGAGACACGCUUGUCGCUGGACGACGUAGUUCAGGCCUUCAGAUGCGCGAGGAAGACAGGAUCCAUACCCUUGAUUCAGUCCGUACACGCGGUUGUAGGUCGUCCCGACGUCUUCCGCAGCUUCGCGGACUCCGAGGACUUCCUGGAUCUGGACGCGGACGAGAUAGCGGAGAUCCUGCAGGAGGACACGCUGUCCUCGUUCUCGGAGGAGACGCUGUUCGACAUCGCGCUGCGGUGGAUCCUGUGGGAGAGAAACAACAGGGCCCUGGUGGCGGGGACGGUGAUGAGCGCCAUCCGCUUUUCCUGCAUCCACCCGGACGCGCUGGACAGAGUCCUGGCGAAGGCGCACUUCCUUCGGAAAGAUUCUUCCUUCUACAAACAAAUCGAGUUCGCCAAGGAGUACCACAGGGACCCGGAGUGGCAGCACCUGAACCACCACCGUAAGAACAGGCAGACCUGGAUCCGCGGCGCCACGGAGUCCCUGGUGGUGCUGGGGGGUUGCUGCCUGACGCCAGAGGCUCUAAUAGCGGGCGAUGUUCUCUCUGCAGAGGUGACGACUCUCAGACACAACCAGGACACAUGGACAAGCCUGACCAAAAUGCCUCUGUCUAUAGUGCACGGAAGUAAGGUCAGAGGACUCCAGUACGCCUCCGUAGCCGUUCUGGACAACUUCCUGUACGUGGCUGGCGGGUUCCACGACUCAGGCGACUGCGGAGACCACGUGGACUGUACCGACAUCGUCAUGCGGUUCGAUCCGAGAAUCUCCGUGUGGCACCGCGUCUGUAACAUGCUGUCGGCGAGGAGACACUUCCAGCUCGUGGCCGUGAACGGUUACUUGUACGCCCUGGGUGGGACCGUCUUCAGAGACCCCUACAAGUCUGUAGAGAGAUACGCCCCGAGUCAGCGAUUCUGGCAGCACGUCUCGCCACUCAUGGAGGACCCCGAUGCCUUCGCUGCCGUCUCCCUUGCCGGGUGGUUGAUGAUCUCCGGCGGGAGGGAGUUCGGCAUGGCGGCGGCGGUGCGGAGGGUGCAGGUGCUGGACCCCUACACCGGCUGCUGGGACGAUCGCUGCGCCAUGUGGACUCCACGGGCAAACCACAACAUGGUGGCCACGAGCAGAUACAUCUACGUGCUGGGCGGCGAGGUUCAGUUCACGGACGACGCGGCGCCGUUUGCCCUGACCCUCGUGGAGCGGUACGACCCGUUCCCCGACCAGUGGACGGUGGUUCCCGGCGACAUGUUGCCGAGACUGGAGGCCGCCGCCACCGUGGUGAACGACGACAUCUACCUGGUUGGAGGAUACGACCCCGCGGAGCCCUUCAUACCGAGCGAAACCGUACAGGUGUAUAGUACAAGGGAACAGACAUGGCGGCUGGCGGCUAACAUGCCCCGCGGACUUAUAGGAGCUUGUGCCUCCUCUCUCAUCAUACGGGACUCUCACUUGUUAUGACAAAGUCGAGACUACUGUUAUCUCUGUUAUCUCGGUGUUUGUGAAAGAAGUAUUUUAUCAUUGGAAUUUCAAUUUGCUCCACAACAAACGUUGAUAGCAUUCCUCUCAUUAAAUGUCUAGUAAGAGAGGACUGAAUUUAUCUUAUAGCAAAUUAUAUUGCGGCAACGUUAGACAUUAAUUAAAAAGUAUGCCUGUAACGUUACGUCUUGACGAUAAAUCAAUGGAAGAUUUGAAUAGCAAUCGCACUGUUGUGGAAUAG